This is a messenger RNA of Echinococcus granulosus, 237 nucleotides long. RefSeq lists its product as hypothetical. The record is from RefSeq and is a predicted model, not a curated record. The transcript is spliced from 3 exons. Lineage: Eukaryota; Metazoa; Platyhelminthes; Cestoda; Cyclophyllidea; Taeniidae. The coding region runs from base 1 to 237 and encodes 78 amino acids.
AUGGAUGGCUACAGCGAUUUCGAUAAACUUGGCAAGCCGCCGGCAAUACAAUGUUGCAACAUAACGACUGGUCCUUGUGAUUCUAAGGCAGCUCAAUCGGCCAAUGUGCCAGGAUGCAGAGACAAAAUCGUCACUUUUACCGCAUCAAAUAUGCAGAGUUUGUUGAUUGUUUCCAUUUGCGCUAUUCUGUCGCAGGUCGCUCUCAUUGUGAUUGUGAUGCUGGUGAUUUGCUUGUGA